AUGAACAGAUUGAGUGCUCUUACAGAGACGAUAGUGUCUCGAGAUGAUGGCAGCCAUGCCGCUCACAUCUCAACCAUCACUCUGGGAGCCGCCAUAGCCUGCACAGUCUGGUAUGCCGCAGUCUCCUUAGUUUGCGCCGUAGGCUAUACACAGGUACGGCGACAUUACUCGCAUCCGCCAGCGAAAGCACAAGUCACCAAUUCCGACGCUCCUCACGUCACCAUCAUCCGCCCUGUAAAAGGACUAGAGCCUGCUCUUUACCAAUGCUUAGAGUCAACCUUCCUCCAGGAGUACCCGAAGGAAAAGUUGACUGUCUUUUUAUGUGUGGCCGAUCGCGAAGACCCCGCCUUCCCUGUGCUACAGCAACUCAUCAAGGACAAUCCGAGUUUCGACGCCCAUGUGCUUGUUGAAGAAGAGGACCCAGAGCUUCAGGGAGAUGCUGCAGACACAAGGCUUGGACCCAAUCCGAAAGUCAGGAACAUGAGUCGAGCUUACAGGGAAGCCAAAGGCGAUGUCAUCUGGAUUAUCGAUUGCAAUGUUUGGGUCAAUAGGGGCGCUUGUGGCAGAAUGGUCGAUACCUUGAUCGGCAACAGAGGCAUCAAAAACAAGUUUGUUCAUCUGCUGCCUCUUGUCGUGGAUAUCGCAGGUACACCCGUUCCGGAGAGUGCCCAAGGUCUCCUGGAAGGCCGCGACCCUGACAGCAACACACGCGUAGUCUCUACCAGUACCGCUGGACACCAAUUGCGGUCUUCCGACAAUGCCUCGCUAAACGUCUUGAGCGAAGGAGGCGGGAGAAUCGAAGAAUUGUUCAUGUCAUCGGCGCAUGCGAAGUUCUACACCGCCAUCAAUACUGUGCUGAUCGCUCCCUGCAUUGUCGGCAAAUCGACCAUGUUCCGCAAAUCACAUCUUAACAGUCUUACUGGUGGACAAGGUAUCGAUUACUUCUCCGAGAACAUUUGCGAGGAUCAUCUCAUUGGAGAUCUACUCUGGAAGGGCAAGGUUCCGGAAGAAGAGCGUGGUGAGAAAUGGGGCAAGCAUGCUCAAGUAUUUGGUGAUUUGGCGAUUCAGCCAAUGGCUGGUAUGAGUGUGGCUGAAUAUAUCGCUCGUCGAAGCAGAUGGCUCAGAGUGAGAAAGUUCACGGUCACAUUGGCCACGUUUGUUGAGCCUGGCACAGAGAGUUUCUUGUGCUCCCUUUAUGGUGCUUUUGCAUUCACAACACUGCCAUUCUUCCACCACAAGCUCGGCGUGCCCCAAACAUGGACAGCUUUCGUGUUUUUCUGGGCGAUCAGUGUGUGCACCUGGUGCUAUAUCGAUUGGACGCUCUACUGCAAACUCCACUCUUGCGCAUCCGUCCAAGUCGACGAAAACACACCAUCAUUCGCACGUCCUCCGAAAGAAGGAAAGCAACGACCAUUUGUUGUCUGGCUAUUCGCAUGGCUCGCGCGAGAAACUCUGGCACUUCCAAUCUGGACAUGGGCUGUCUACGGAGGCGUUACUGUCGUCUGGAGAGGCAAGAAAUUGUGGGUUGGUAUGGACAUGAAGGUGCAUGAGAUCAAGUCUGACAGCACCACAUCUGUUACAACAAGUUUACUCGAUGCAUCAAAAGCGAGGACGGACUAG
Messenger RNA from Aureobasidium subglaciale EXF-2481, 1620 nucleotides. Its product is annotated as glycosyltransferase family 21 protein. Bases 1 to 1620 code for a protein of 539 amino acids. The transcript is spliced from 2 exons. The record is from RefSeq and is a predicted model, not a curated record. Gene Ontology annotation, biological process: glucosylceramide biosynthetic process. NCBI's taxonomy places the organism in Eukaryota, Fungi, Ascomycota, Dothideomycetes, Dothideales, Saccotheciaceae. Gene Ontology annotation, molecular function: ceramide glucosyltransferase activity. Gene Ontology annotation, cellular component: membrane.